CUGAACCAUGUGCUGGAGCAUUCUUUUACAAGCCGUUAUAGUUUGGAUUACUUGAGUCCCUUUCUUGCACCUGAAUUCGCUUUUAUUUGCCUUUCCGGCCUUCGACAAGGCUCUGCCUGUCUUGAUAUCCCCCUAUUUUCUAAGGUCCGGCAAAUUUGAAUGUUCAUAUAGCUACAUAUAUUUACCUAGAUCUCGAGGGGACCCCGACAUCUAACCGGCAAAAUGGAGUCUUCCUGGGACUGUACUCUAGAAACCUGCCCGAUUGAAUAUGCCGUGUUUGGCUACCGUCCGUCGCUUCCAGCAAAUAUCAUUUUCACCGCUCUCUUUGGCCUCUGUGCGCUCACCCAGGUGGCUGAAAUGGGCAUAUUUCGAAGCUAUACGUUCUCCAUACCUGUUAUACUCGGCGGUAUAUGUGAAGUGGUGGGAUACGUGGGGCGUAUAUUGCUCUACGAUAAUCCCUUUAGUCAGGAUGCCUUUCUUAUACAAAUAUGUUGCCUCACAAUCGCACCUGCAUUCUAUUCAGCCGCGAUAUAUUUCUGCAUUGCGGAUAUUGUUAAACUGCUUGGGCCUGAAGCGUCCCGACUGAAGCCACACCACUACGCUUGGAUAUUCAUACCAUGCGACGUGAUCAGUUUGAUUCUACAGGGUGCCGGAGGAGGGAUCGCCAGCGUAGCAUCCCAAGAGAACGAAGACCCCACCACUGGGACGAAUGUUAUGGUCGCCGGACUGGUAUUUCAAGUCUUCAGCCUUCUCAUGUUCAUUCUUCUCACCUUGGAGUUCCUCUGGCGGGUUCGAAACAAGCGACCAAAGAGCAUUAGCGACGAAAGUAUUAAGGAGAAAUCGUCAUCGAGACAUCAGAAAUUCCUGCUUUUUGGAAUUCCGUUUGCUCUUGCUAUCCUGUGCAUCUUUAUUCGAUGCGCGUUCCGGGUCGCAGAAUUGAGCAACGGCUGGACUGGCGAACUGAUCAAACACGAAGAUACCUUUAUCGCGUUAGAAGGAGCGAUGAUUGCGGUUUCCGCGGUUGCGCUUAACAUUUCACAUCCAAAACUCCUUUCGUCCUAGGCGUCGUGUGUUGUUUGUGGGCUUGGAAAAUUGGUUUUGUAGCUUUUGCGCUUGACUAGCAUGAAUGGAAUUAUGCAUACCUGGAGAAAAUAUAAUUAGAUGCAUUGGUACGAAUUUCGAAUAGUUUUUCAUACGAAAAUUCAAAAAGGAUGGUAAUAAUGGCGUUAUGGAAUGCAUGAUCUGGACGCUCUAAUAAUUGCUGGCAAUGGCGCUUUUUGUUUUAUAGUUGCAUGCACGAUAACUUGCAAGGCCCGGACCUUGCUGACUCAGCCAUAGCGUCACCUCGGGAAGGCCAG
Coccidioides posadasii C735 delta SOWgp is the source of this 1358-nucleotide messenger RNA. RefSeq lists its product as uncharacterized. The record is from RefSeq and is a predicted model, not a curated record. Lineage: Eukaryota; Fungi; Ascomycota; Eurotiomycetes; Onygenales; Onygenaceae. Gene Ontology annotation, cellular component: plasma membrane; fungal-type vacuole.